ACGCCUGUAUUUAUCAGCAAUAUACAAUUAUAAAGGCCUGAAAUAAAAAAAAAAAGAGGGAGAAAGAGAGAGCGAAAUCUCCCUCCCCCUCCAACAUCACCCCAUCUGUAAACUGGGGGGGAAGGGGGGGUUCCUUCCGAUCCUCCCUUCCUGACACCCCCCUCCCCAGCAAGCCCCCUCCCCCACCCUGAGGCUGGGACCAUUGAAAGCCAUGAAUUUUGAAUUUGAGAGGGAGAUUGGGUUUAUAAACAGCCAGCCAUCGCUCGCCGAGUGCCUGACUUCCUUCCCCGCUGUCUUGGAGACAUUUCAAACUUCAUCAAUCAAGGAGUCGACAUUAAUUCCUCCUCCUCCUCCUUUCGAGCAAACCAUCCCCAGCCUCCAGCCGGGCGCCUCCACCCUUCAGAGACCCCGGAGCCAAAAGCGAACAGAGGAUGGGCCGGCUCUGCCGCCGCCUCCGCCACAGCAGCCUCUCCUCGCAGCUCCCCUGGCCCCCGAAUUCCCCUGGAUGAAAGAGAAGAAAUCGACCAAGAAACCCAGCCAAUCGGCCUCAUCCCCUGCCCCAGCUUCUUCCACGGUGCCGGCCUCUGGAGCUGCAUCACCGGCAGAUACCCCUGGACUUCAGGACGGGGGCUGCAGCGGGGCCCGGAGACUGCGCACAGCCUACACAAAUACACAACUGCUGGAGCUGGAGAAGGAAUUCCAUUUUAACAAAUACCUGUGCCGGCCCCGCCGGGUGGAAAUCGCGGCGCUGCUAGACUUGACAGAGAGGCAGGUCAAAGUAUGGUUCCAGAACCGGCGAAUGAAACACAAACGACAGAACCAGCAUAAGGAACCUCUGGAUGGUGAAGCCGCUUACCCUGGGGCUCUGGAGGAGGGUAGCGACCCAGCGGAGGAGCCAGAGGACAGCCCGGUCCUGGGUCAAGCUCUGGACGCACCGUUGCCGUCCCUAGGGGAUAAAGAGGCUCGUUCUCUCCCCACCAAGCCCAUCUUAGGUCAGCUAGGACCUCGGCUGCUGUCUGCCCCAUCAGAGAAUUCGAACGCUGAGAGUCCUCAGUACUCCGAGGACAGGCCAGGGGCGAUGGAACCCGAGACUCUCCUGGACGACUCAUUUCCCGAAGGGCAAGAUUCUCCCUUCUUGCCGGAUCUCAACUUCUUUGCUUCAGAUUCCUGCCUCCCGCUCUCAGGGGGGCUUUCUCCUAGCCUGCAGGGCUCCCUGGACAGUCCAGUACGAUUCUCUGAGGAAGAUCUGGAUUUCUUCACCAGCACGCUUCGAACCAUCGACUUAGAACACUUACAAUUCCAAUAACACCCCUCCCCCAAACACACACACCCCACCACUUCCUCCCCGUUUCUGACCUCUUCACUUCGUAUCAGGGAGUACUCUUUCUAGGUUAGAGGACUCCUUUCCCCUUUCUUCGCCUUUCCUCAUUCCCAUAGAAUCCUUUAUAAGUUUUACUAAAAAUUCAGGUAUUAUCGAAAUUAGAGUCUUAUCCAUUUUCCUCUCAUCUCUCUCUCUCUCUCUCUCUCUCUCUCUCUCUCUCUCUCUCUCUCUCAUUUAUUAGACACUUAGACUUCUCCUUAUAAAAACCCACAGAAAUCCUUUUGGUAAACUUCCAAUGAAAUCUCAGGAAUAAUAAACUCUUGGGGGGGGGUUUCUUAAGAAGAAACAGAGGGACCUAUUUUCCUCUUUUUUAAGUUUUAGACAGUAGACUAUUUAUUAAAAUUCUUUAAUAGGAAAAGGGGAAAGUAUUUAUUGUAUAUUAUUUUCAUAGAUUAAAUAAAUGUCUUUAUUAUACGAAAACAAGUGAGCGUUUG
Phascolarctos cinereus (koala) is the source of this 1815-nucleotide messenger RNA. RefSeq names its product homeobox B2 (gene HOXB2). NCBI's taxonomy places the organism in Eukaryota, Metazoa, Chordata, Mammalia, Diprotodontia, Phascolarctidae. Gene Ontology annotation, molecular function: RNA polymerase II cis-regulatory region sequence-specific DNA binding; DNA-binding transcription factor activity, RNA polymerase II-specific. Gene Ontology annotation, biological process: regulation of transcription by RNA polymerase II. The record is from RefSeq and is a predicted model, not a curated record. Gene Ontology annotation, cellular component: nucleus.